UAAUAUGCUUCUAACUGUACUAUUUAAUUUAUUUGUUAAAUUUCAGGAUUCACCUGAUGUUUUUAUUGGUGAAAAGAAAUUCUCUAAGAAAUGUGCUGAUAUUGGAAACAAAACCAACAUGAUGUACAAUAAAAUGAAUAGAAUUCUGUUGGAUUCUCAGAAACAAAACUUCAAAACCUUUGCUAGUCCAGAAAGAGUUUUGUUAUGCAACAUGAAGAAUUUCAAUCCAAGUACUUCUGGAACAAAACCAAUUCAUCAUGAUCUUAGAAGGGUAAUCAAUCCCACAAAGUAUUGCACAGAUCCUUAUACUCCUCAAAGAUCAAACUUCACAGUCUCACAAUAUGAAAGACAAAUUUAUAAUGCUGUCUGCACUCUAUCAACAAGCAGAUAUCAAGAACGACAUGCAGUUGAAAUUGAUGGUGUUCACUGCAAAUUCAGUUCUUUUGGAGGAUCAUUUAAUUUUGGACAUGAAGUUUCUAAUUUUGUUGUCUCUGUGUUCUGCCGAUAUUUGUUUCAUUUAUCUCACCCCUCAAAAUCCAAAAAACAUUAUUUCUUCUCUUCUAUUGGAGAUGAUCUUCUAAAGCAUCCAUCAAGAACUGAUUUCUCAUCAGUUAGGAAAUGCUUUGAUGGUGCAUCAAAAGCUAGACCUAUUCAAUCAUGUGAAAUGCUCUUCUUUCCAAUUUUCUACAAGCGCCACUGGUUUGUUUUCAUUGUUCAUCUGAAAGAUGAAAUGUUUGUCUUUCUUGACUCAUUACAUGAAGAAGGUUUUGAAUAUCAAGAUGAAGUUAAGAAUAGAUUGACAUCCAAUUUUGCACUUGCUUGGAAUUCCAUCAUGGAAGAAUAUCAAAUCAAUUUUGAUGCUUUCAAAAAUGUAUAUCCACCAGUAUCUCGCCAAAAUAAUCUUUUUGAUUGUGGAGUUUUUACUCUAAAAUACAUGGAACUAUGGGGUGCAAGAGUUCAGCUGACAAACCAUUUCUCUCAAAAAGACAUUCAAAACAUUAGGAUUCAAUAUGUCAACCGUCUUUUCUUCCAUCCAGACAAUUCUGUUCUCGGUACAGGAACAAAGAAACUAGUGAUUGACUUUGCUCAGGGAAAUUGAUUCUGGAAUAAAUUUUGUUUGUUCAAAUAUGACAGUUGGCAACUUUUGCAGGGCUACAACUGUACAUAAACUCAUGUGGUAGAUAAAAUGCAAAGUAGUUCAUAAAAUGUAGUUGAUAUAAGAAACAAACAUUUAAGUACAAACCAGAUGUAACGCUCCGCUUUUCGUGAGGCGUUAAAAAACUAAUUCAGCAAAAUCCUAAUUUCGAAAAUUUUCGUUCUUUGUGUGCGAGUCUAAGUCGUGCCAAGAUCUCAUUUCAAAUCCCGUUGAUCCCUCUCAUCGAAAUCAAAAUCCUCCACCUCAAAUUUCUCUUCCGAUUCGAGUCUCUGAAAUCAAGUUCUGAAAUUCAAAUCCUUCCUCUAAAUCCUCGCCAAAUACUUCUACGAAUCCAGAACUAUUCAGAUCCCGCCUCGAAUCCUUUCCUUGACUCCACCCUAUGUUCCCGAAAACAAAUACCCAAGUAUUCCUUUUGAAUCCUUUCCAUGACUUCUCCUUGAAUCCCCCUUGAUACAUCCCUAAACCCUCGAGUUCGAAUAUCAAAUUUGAAUUUGAGUCCAAACCCUAAAAUCUCUCCAAUUCUGUCCAAAUCAGUUUUCUCUGUAAAAGUCUACUUUACCUCCCUGUAUUUUUGGAUGGACCGAUUUCCCUCCCCCAGCCCAU
This is a messenger RNA of Oryza sativa Japonica Group (Japanese rice), 1759 nucleotides long. The record is from RefSeq and is a predicted model, not a curated record. Lineage: Eukaryota; Viridiplantae; Streptophyta; Magnoliopsida; Poales; Poaceae.